This is a messenger RNA of Anguilla rostrata (American eel), 2018 nucleotides long. RefSeq names its product ras-related protein Rab-11B-like. The record is from RefSeq and is a predicted model, not a curated record. Gene Ontology annotation, cellular component: recycling endosome; Golgi apparatus. Gene Ontology annotation, molecular function: GTPase activity; GTP binding. The transcript is spliced from 5 exons. Lineage: Eukaryota; Metazoa; Chordata; Actinopteri; Anguilliformes; Anguillidae. Gene Ontology annotation, biological process: regulated exocytosis; constitutive secretory pathway. The coding region runs from base 182 to 838 and encodes 218 amino acids.
GCAGAGUCAGGAAGAUCCCUUCUUCCUGCGGUCGGAUCUGUGUGACAGCUAGCGCAUUGUCUCUCACAUUGGUAGAAAAAAAGACUUGCGGCAGGACUCCGCUGGCGAGAUCAGAAAUACAAAAUAAAGUGGGCUUCGUUUUUAGCGGUUUGUCGUUUAGGGCGGUUUUCUUAUACAAACCAUGGGGAACAGAGAUGAUGAGUACGAUUUCUUGUUCAAAGUGGUGCUGAUUGGAGACUCUGGUGUGGGGAAGAGUAACCUGCUGUCCCGAUUCACACGGAACGAAUUCAACCUGGAAAGCAAGAGCACCAUCGGUGUGGAGUUCGCCACCCGCAGCAUCCAGGUGGACGGGAAGACGAUAAAGGCUCAGAUCUGGGACACAGCGGGACAGGAGCGCUACAGAGCCAUCACUUCAGCGUACUACCGGGGGGCAGUGGGGGCCCUACUGGUGUAUGACAUCGCCAAGCACCUGACCUAUGAGAACGUGGAGCGCUGGCUGAAGGAGCUGCGGGAUCACGCCGACAACAACAUCGUCAUCAUGCUGGUGGGCAACAAGAGCGACCUGCGCCACCUGAGGGCAGUGCCCACCGACGAGGCGCGCGCCUUCGCGGAGAAGAAUAACCUUUCCUUUAUCGAGACCUCAGCGCUGGACUCAACCAACGUAGAAGAGGCUUUCAAAAACAUUCUCACAGAGAUUUACCGCAUAGUGUCACAGAAGCAGAUCGCUGACCGGUCGGCGCACGAUGAGUCUCCAGGCAACAAUGUAGUGGACAUCAGCGUUCCGCCCACCACUGACGGGCAAAGGGGCAACAAACUGCAGUGUUGCCAGAACCUGUGACCCCUGACCCCUGACCCCCAUCAGGAACCCCCUCCUACCUGCCCUCUGGUUUCUGCUUUGCUCCUGAAUAUUGUGCUGCCGCUCCCCUUACCUGCAUACAAAACUUUCUUUUUAUUACUUGUUAACUUUCAUGUGACCUUCUGCCAUGUAAUGAAGUUUUACAACCUCUCUUUCUCUGUCUGUCGUUCAUGGACUGGACACCCAUGCUCCUGCAGUGCAGGGGCAGUGUAGUUAGCUAUUGAAUUCACAAUGAUACUUGAAAUACUGCAGUAAUGUAGUUACCAGUACAGUCCACCAGGUGGUGCGAUGCAUAUGACCACCCUCAGUACAGUAGUUAAAAACCGGAAUCAUGUAAAAUACUGUACCAUUUCAUCAUUAAUAUUAUACAUUGGUUGGGGGGGUGCACAAACAGUUCAAUAUCAUGCCAAAAACGACCUUGAUUGUUGCUGUUAUAUAUCUGACAUAUUUUAUUUAGUCAUAAACAGGCUAUGAAUUUAAAAUAGAAAGAAAGACAUCAAAUCUUUUCCAGUUGACAAUGAUAUGGGUGGGGGCGUUUGACAUACUGCAGCUUAAUUAGCCUAAUUGGUCAGGUAGAAAAGGUGUUACGUAUUAACAACAUAAACUAAAUGUGUCCUGAAUCCAUUUCUCACUUUUCUGUUUAAAGCUUAAUAUAGUACACUAAAGUGUGGAGGCAUACAGUAUAGAAUCUUCAGUACUCUGUGGAAACUAAAGUGCAAAUAUUUGAAAGAAUAUGAUAUCACGCACAGUGAAGUAGAUGGUAGAGCAUUUAAGUCUUGUCUUUUGAGAAUAAUGUAUUUAUUCACUAAUGGAAAGGUAGAGAAAAAAUAGAUACGUUCAGGGGGCAAAAUUGUAGUUGAUUAGGUGAUCCUCAGUGACAGGAUUAUGCAGGAAAUGGAGGGUCCAUUAUGCAAUUAAGAGUAAAAUAAAGUCCUGAAAGGGGUGGAGUUUCUGUAACGAGCCAAAUUUAUGUCCCUGGAAUUGACGGCUCACUUUCCCUCCAAAUGAUGGACGUUCAAUAUUGAAUCACAGGACUCGUAUUUAUUUUGGAAUGAAAUGCAUUAAAACACAAACUCAACACCUUUCCUUUCAUUGUGUACAUUCUGUAACAAGCAGGCAGGCAGAUUUUUAAGGACAGAAAUAAAUCAAUGUUGGAAAAGCA